Messenger RNA from Aphanomyces astaci, 678 nucleotides. RefSeq lists its product as hypothetical. Bases 32 to 391 code for a protein of 119 amino acids. The record is from RefSeq and is a predicted model, not a curated record. The transcript has a single exon. Lineage: Eukaryota; Oomycota; Saprolegniomycetes; Saprolegniales; Verrucalvaceae.
GCCGGCGUUCCUUUGAAUUUCUAUUUCCUGAAUGAACUCCAACACCCACCGCUGCGUCUCCGUUGUGACCGACUCGAUAGUUCCCGCGCUAGUUAGCCGCGGCAACCGCAUCCAUCAGAUCCUUCGCCUUCUUCACCGCCCAAGCCUAGGACACAUCAACCAUCCAGCAGCUCCCUCACGUGUCCUCUUACCCCUCGCAGUGAAAAUUGAGCGCAUUCUCAGCCACACGUGCCCCCUCGAUGACACCGUCGAUAUCAAUGCCUUGGAACUUCGGGUGCGCCGAAUCAUCAAGAGCAUCCUAAGUAAGCGGGCACGUUCAAUCAAUUCGACUCGUACUACUAUUCCGACGAUCCCAUCCAAGUUUUCCAUUCAGAGCAUGCUGGCCGACUGAUGACAUUGCCAUGUUGUUUGUGGAGUUUAUGAGUCCAGUAUUAGUAUUGUACAUGCAACGUUUUGUCCGUUUUGAGUGUCUAUGUUCGUACAAGGGCUACGGAAUACUAGUAUGUAGGACCAGUAAACCUCACGAGACUCUUCAAGGCCGGCGCAACCAUAUACGAACAUGAUCUUCGUUUGGUUGUCAAGUGUACCUACUACUGCACAUGUUAUUACUGGUAUUAAUAGUAGUAACAUUAGCAGGGGAUGCUCUUUUUACAAAUAAUAGCGUUACUCAUACUGUAA